AUGAAAUUGCAGUAUCUUUUCCACGGGCUGUGUCUCCUCAAACUCAUCGAGGCACAGACUGACGCAGAGCAAUUCAAAGCCACCUGUGACUCCCAGGACGAACAAGUCCAGACCCUGGACAGUGGAUACAAAUUCAAGUUCAUUUGCGGAAAGACUGGAGUCACCGGCAAUAGGAUUGGUUUCGCCCAAGAGACUGGAACCCUUGAAGAUUGUGCUGCACUCUGCGCAGACAAUGCCGAAUGCAAGGGAAGCAUGUGGGACUAUGGAUUCAAGUCUUGCCAGCUCUAUAACAAUGGAGACGAUCUUCAAACCCGACGUAGGGGAAUUUUCCUGCGCCGCGAGGAGGAAAGCAGUUCCGCAGACUGCACAGCGGUGGAGGCUGAGCUUCGGGAGUGCGAGGCUGCAGAGAUAGUACUGCAGGACGAUUUGAAAACCUGUCAAACCACUCAGACCGAGUCGCAGCAAGCACACACCGAGGUAGCAGAAAAGCUCGAAGCCUGCGAGUUUGAAAGAGACCUUUGUGAAGGCAGCGUGGACGACGCGAAGAAAUGUGAAACUGAGAAUUCGCAGAUCACAGAUCUGACUGAAGAGCUGCAACAGUGCACCACUGCAGCUUUGUCUAACACUCUCCAGUUGGAACAAUGCCAGUCCACCUCCUCUUCGUGUGCCGUUGAUUUGCAGCAAUGCCAGUCUGCUUCCUCAUCAUGUACUAUUGACUUGCAGCAAUGCCAGAAUAACGCUGUAUCUAGCGCUAUCGAGUUGCAACAAUGCCAGUCUACCAGCUCUUCAUGUGCUCUCCAGUUGCAGCAAUCCCAGGCUGCCGCUUCUUCUAGUGCCAACCAGCUGCAACAAUGCCAGAACUCUGCUUCGUCUACCGCCACUCAGUUGCAACAAUGUCAGGCCACUGCUUUGUCUACCGCCAAUCAGUUGCAACAGUGCCAGGCUACCGCCUCGUCUAGCGGUCUUGAAUUGCAACAAUGCAAAGCCAAUGCCGCGUCUACCACUCAACAGCUGCAACAAUGCAAAGCAGAUACUGUGGCCAGCGCUGGGGUUCCCGCAUUCAACGAAUGCAACGCUGGCGGCAAUGGUCAGAUCGUCAAGAUUGGCAACAGGUCUUUCAAACAGAGGUGCAAUGUAAGCAUGUGGAAGAGUCGAAUGCCUCUGAGAAGGGUUGUGAGGCCGGGUCUCACGAGGCAGGAGUGUGCACUGAUUUGCGCUCUCGACGGUGGAUGCAGGAGUGUUUACUUUGUUAGGUCGACUAUUACAAUCGGUGAAUGCCAGCUCCAAAACGAAAAUAUCGAGUCUAAGCUCAACCAGGGCAAUGCAGAUAUUGCUUACAUCCCCGUGUGA
Molecule: messenger RNA, 1350 nt
Organism: Penicillium expansum
Lineage: Eukaryota; Fungi; Ascomycota; Eurotiomycetes; Eurotiales; Aspergillaceae
Product: PAN/Apple domain-containing protein
Exons: 1
Coding region: 1-1350 (449 amino acids)
Source: RefSeq, a predicted model, not a curated record